AUGGCUGAGGCCAUAGAAAAGAAAGUUAUGGACUCUUUUAUAAUAUGGGGCUCCUGUCUAUUGUUGCCUAGACUAGGAGGUAUUGGCUGUCAUUCCAUCUCGAGUGAUAGUAAUGGUGAAAAUCAAUGUACAGACAAAAGUUUGAAGAUCUUCUGGAAAGGAAUUUAUGAGCGGAGUGAAGGUUUGAUGCCAUUUCAUGUGUUAUCUCUUAUUUACUAUUAUAUGAAUGAUCGUCAAACUCUUACAAAACAGAUGUAG
Messenger RNA from Acaulospora morrowiae, 258 nucleotides. NCBI's taxonomy places the organism in Eukaryota, Fungi, Glomeromycota, Glomeromycetes, Diversisporales, Acaulosporaceae. The record is from the annotation of a GenBank genome assembly.